UUUACGUUGCCUUUCUGAGAGCGAGAUGGGUCACCAGCAGCUGUACUGGAGCCACCCGCGAAAAUUCGGCCAGGGCUCUCGCUCUUGUCGCGUAUGUUCAAACCGGCAUGGUUUGAUCCGGAAAUAUGGUCUCAAUAUGUGCCGCCAGUGUUUCCGUCAGUACGCGAAGGAUAUAGGUUUCAUUAAGUUGGACUAAAUGAUCUUCAAAGGAUUAUCCAAGACACGAAAAAGACAUGAAAAACCAUGAUAGUUCUUUGUACAUAAAGUAAACAUAAAAAAAAAAAAAAAAAAAAAAAAAAA
This is a messenger RNA of Saimiri boliviensis boliviensis (Bolivian squirrel monkey), 300 nucleotides long. RefSeq names its product small ribosomal subunit protein uS14. The record is from RefSeq and is a predicted model, not a curated record. Gene Ontology annotation, biological process: cytoplasmic translation. Gene Ontology annotation, molecular function: zinc ion binding; structural constituent of ribosome. Lineage: Eukaryota; Metazoa; Chordata; Mammalia; Primates; Cebidae. Gene Ontology annotation, cellular component: cytosolic small ribosomal subunit; ribosome.